CUCAAACACAAAGUCCCUCCACUUUCUUCUUGUCCCUAUGAUGGCACAGGGUCACAUGAUCCCCAUGGUCGACCUAGCCAAGCUCCUCGCGGCCCGUGGCGCCCUUGUCACCUUUGCCACUACUCCGGUCAAUUUAGCCCGCAUUCAAACUACUAUCGAUGGGGUUGCCGCCUCUGCACUUCCGAUCCGUUUUGUUGAGCUCCAAUUCCCAACUAUAGAUGUUGGCCUUCCGGAUGGUUGUGAGAACGCCGAUCUCAUCCCGUCAGCAGAAUUGUUUGUCCCAUUUAUGAAUGCUCUAUCCCUCCUCCGUAGGCCGCUCGAGGCCCACUUUCAAGACCUUGAAUUGACUCAAUGGCCAAAGCCAGCUUGCCUUAUCUCUGACAACCUUCAACAUUGGACAGCUGAUGUUGCCCGCACUCUUAACAUCCCACGUCUCAUCUUCCAUGGUCCAUCAUGCUUCUUCCUCUUAUGUGACCUCCUCAUCAACCGGCAUAGGGUUGAACUUGAGGUAGCAUUGGAAGCAAAAUUGAGCGGAUCCUUCAUGCUUCCAGAAAUCACGCAUCCCAUUCGGAUCAACAAGCAUGAAGUAACCUCAGUUAUGGGCUCAGACCCUAGCUGGUCCAAAUACAUGGAAUCCGUCCGGGUGGCUGAAGAAUCCGCUGAUGGUGUGCUUGUCAAUAGCUUUGUUGAGCUUGAGCCCUUGUAUUUCGAGAGAUAUCAACAAGUGACGGGCAAGCCAGUGUGGUCUAUUGGGCCGCUCUCUCUUUAUAAAGAAGAGCUUAAUGCCAAGGCAACACGUGGGCAUGUUUCAUCUAUUGACAGCAAGUUCCUCUUCCAGUGGCUAGACAAACAAAAGGUUGGGUCAGUGGUGCUCGUAAGUUUUGGAAGCAUAGUACGUAACACCAUAGCCCAACUCAUGGAGCUAGGUUACGGGCUCGAAGCUUCGGGUCGACCAUUUAUUUGGGUAGUGAAGGAAGUAGAGGAGAGGCAAGUUUUGGGGGUGGUGGAGUGGAUGAAAAAUUUUGAGAAGAGGAUGAAGGGGAGGGGAAUGGUGAUAAGGGGGUGGGCGCCACAGACAUUGAUUCUAGGGCAUGUAGCGGUUGGGGGCUUUGUAACACAUUGUGGUUGGAAUUCAACAUUGGAAGCGAUAGCAGCAGGGGUGGUGAUGGCAACAUGGCCACACUUAUAUGAUCAAUUUUUAAAUGAGCAAUUGGUGGUGGAUGUACUCAAAAUCGGGGUGGCAGUGGGCAUUGAAGAGCCGAAAUUACAUGACUUAUGGGAUGAUAAUGAGAUGGCGGUGAAAGUGAAGAGGGGAGAAGUUGAGAAGGUUUUGGAGAGGCUGAUGGGGGGAGGAGAGGAAGGGAAUGAGAGGAGGGAGAGGGCAAAGGAGCUAAAGGAGAAGGCCAGAAUGGCUAUGGAGGAAGGAGGGUCUUCAUGGAAGGGAUUACACGAUGCAAUCAGCUAUGUGUUAGAGAGCCGACAGAAGUACCAAUGAACAAAAACUUUCAUUCAUGCAUAGAAAUUCUUAUAAGUAACUUCUUAUCAUUCCUUUUUCUAGAUUGAGAUUUAUUAGUUUCUUAAUUUUAUCUCAAUGUAAAAAUAAUUGAUGCGAAGAAAAUUUUUGUAAGAGAUUUCUUGUGAUUUAUGAAAGGAAA
Molecule: messenger RNA, 1655 nt
Organism: Dendrobium catenatum
Lineage: Eukaryota; Viridiplantae; Streptophyta; Magnoliopsida; Asparagales; Orchidaceae
Product: UDP-glycosyltransferase 73C5-like
Exons: 1
Coding region: 38-1495 (485 amino acids)
Molecular function (GO): UDP-glycosyltransferase activity
Source: RefSeq, a predicted model, not a curated record